AUGGCCAUCAUCUCCAUCGCCGCCACCAUGAUCGUCACGUUGUCACCACCACCGCCCUCAUCCCCGUCUUCAGGAAGCGAAGGCCAUCUGCCCUGGGUUUCCCGCCCUCUCCUCUUCUUCCUGGUGGACGUCUUACAAAAGGGAGACCCUGGUAACUGCUUCAAAGACAGCAAGCUCUGCGCACCAGGGGUUUUGACACCCCUGCCAUCCCCCCCAACCCCCGUGCCUGGCUGCCGGUGUAGAGCCGGUCUCUUCUGGGCGCCUUCUGAGGAGUCCGAGCCUGCUCUCCUCGCUGUGCUGCAGGCUGAGUCCGGCCCCGCUGACCAGGAGGCUUCCGCCACUGGCCCUGGGUCGCCGGACCCUGUGCCGCCCCCACUGUGCCGCCCUGGACAGGCCGAGGCCCGCUCCCUUCACACCCGCCCGUGGGGAGUGUGGACGGGCGUCCCGGCUCAGCCCACUUGGGCGCGGACGCCCGCCCUCCUCCAUCUGUACCCGCGGCAGCCGCCGCUCGUCGUCCACGUCCACGCGGGCGGUCUCCACGUCGGGGCCUCUCAGGGCUCUGCCUGCGGACUCCUUGCGGGCCUCUUUCCGGUCACGGUCACGGACCUUGGCAGUGUCCCGAGGCGAGCUGCAAAGAGCAGCGAGCCCGGGUGUGCAGCCGGCUCCUGGGGCGCACAGCCACCCAGUCAAAGGAGGCCGCUUACCCCGCAGAGGGCAAAAGCCUUCCCGGCAGCGAGCUCCGAGGACGCGGGCGCCCCGGGCCUCCGCUGUCCCCGUGGCGGGCAGGGCGUGUGGGCCUCUCCCGAGACGGAGGCUGUCGGGGAAAAGUGGGCCGUGGGCACUCUGGGGCCCGCUCCGCGUCCUCCUGCGGCUGCCCGGGGCUGCCCCCUCCGGCCCGGCUGGGGUGGAGCAGAGGGAGCCGGCUCUGCCCAGGCUCGGGGAGCCCGCGAGAUCCUCAGAGGACCGAGGCGGGGCUUCGGAACAGGCCUGGUGGCCACGGUCCCCGCCCGACCCCCUGAGAAGCCGGCGCCGCCCGGGCGGGAUCGGAGGGCGAGCGGCCACCAGGACCUGGCCGGCCAGCGGGACGAGCUGGGCCGGGGCCUGCGUGGCGUGGAGCAGAAGGUGCAGUCGCUGCAGGCCACGUUGGGCACGUUGGAGUCCACACUGCGCAGUGCCCAGCACAAACAGGACCUCACCGAGAAAGCCGUGAAGCAAGGGGAGAGCGAGGUGGGCCGCAUCGGCGAGGUCCUGCAGAAGCUGCAGGAUGAGAUCCUCAAGGACCUGUCGGACGGCAUCCACGUGGUGAAGGAUGCCCGCGAGCGGGACUUCACUUCCCUGGAGCACACGGUGGAGGAGAGGCUGACGGAGCUCACCAAGUCCAUCAACGACAACAUUGCCGUCUUCACCGCUGUGCAGAAGCGGAGCCAGGAGGAGAUCGACGACGUGAAGGCCUCGGUGCGGGAGAUGCAGGGCUCGGCCCAGUCCCGGGGCGAGGACCUGGCGGCCUUGCGGAGCUCCCUGCAGGCCCUGGAGGCCGAGGUCUACGCCGAGGUGCGGGAGCUGGUGAGCCUCAAGCAGGAGCAGCAGGCCUUCAAGCAGGCGGCCGAGGCCGAGCGCCUGGCCCUGCAGGCGCUCACUGAGAAGCUGCAGCACUCUGAGGAGGCCUCCUCGCACCUCCCGGAGGAGGUCAGGGGGCUGCAGGAGGAGGUGCGCCAGCUCAGGGUCCAGGCUCCCCGGCCGGAGGGGGACGCUGGCUCCGGACACGCGGACGCCCUCGAUGCCCUGCUGCAGAAGGGCAGGGCCCUGGACUCCAGGCUGCAGGGUGUGGAGUCGGGCAUGAAUGCCCUACAGGAGGCCUCCGCACGCCAGGCCGAGAGCCUGCAGUCACUGCUGUCCAGGGGCCAGGAGCACGAGGAGCGCCUGGCCGUGCUGCACGGCCACCUGCAGGGCCUGGGGCCCAAGGCGGACCGGGACGGCCUGGCCAGCACCGUGCAGAGCCUGGGCGAGGCGCAGCUGGCGCUCUACGGAGACGUGGAGGAGCUGAAGAGGAGCAUGGGCGAGCUGCCCGGUGCCGUGGAGUCGUUGCAGCGUGUGCGUGAGCAGGUCACCACACUGCUCCAGGAGGACCCGGCCGCCCGGCCGCUGACCCCCGACCUGCUGGACAAGCUAUCCUCGCUGGACAGCCUCAGGUCCUCGGUGAGCCAGGCCGAGUUGGACUUGAAGAUGCUCAGGACUGCUGUGGACAGCUUGGUCGCGUACUCGGUCAAGAUUGAAAGGAACGAGAACAACCUGGAAUCCACCAGCGCUCUGCUUCAGGGCCUGAGGGAAGACCUGGACAGGUUGUUUGUGGAAGUCGAAAAGAUUUACGAAAGGAUCUAGCGAAUCGUGGGUGCAGGGUGAGCAUUUGCAGGCUGGUUUCUCACGACCAGGGAAGCUCCGUGUGCUCCCAUGUGGGUGCCCCGCUUCUGGCACCUGGCUGUGCGGCUCUGCUGGGCUCACUUCCGCGCAGUGACCUGCACACGCCUGGUGUCCUCAGCCUCUGCGCCUCCCUGUGGUUGGUGUCCUGGAGCCUGGUGUCAGGGAGAGGCGUGGCCCAGCUGGGGAUUAGCAGCAGCAGAUUAACGCCGACCUCACAAACCCUGUCUGGCUGACAGAUUUCAAGUUAGAAAAAAAUGUGGGGGGCAGGCACUUCUUUCCUAAUUGUCUUUGAGAAACGUUACUUUUACUCUGUCCAUACUUCUGGCCAGUGUUUGGGGACAUGUCUCUUGUUCAUUGUCUUCCUCUUAGGAGUGGUUGGCGCUCCUGGGGGUCAGCGAGUGGGUGGGCUCUCCUCCGUUCUGAGUGGGUCCACCUGAGGGCCACUGCCGAGGCCCCUGUGGCCUGGGUGUCUGUCCCUCCCCAGCCCUCUGGUGCCAUCCAGGGUAACUGCAGAGUGCGGCGUAUGGAAGCGCAGCCCCGUCCCUGGUCCCUUCAGUCCCUGGUCGCCGAGCCGGGCCAGCGGCCGGAAUCCCAGGGAGGAGAGUGGCUCUUCGGGAAGCGGCCGAGUGCUCUCCAGUCUCCGUCUCCGGAUCUUGACAGCGGUGUGGGCGAAGAGGUCUGCAGCCGGAGCAGACCCCUGCGUUUCUGUAAGUGUUUCCUGCACCCCUUCCCUUCGAGCUGUGUCGUUCUUUAAUGGCUGUCUUGCCCUUCCAAAAAAACCAAAAAAACAACAAAACAACAAAAGAAAACAAAAAAUCUGAAAAGUAAAAGAAAGGGGGAAAAUAGUUUAGUUUACUGUGAAAUGAACUGUAUGGCUUAUUUACAAUAUUUUUAAUUCUUAAUAAACUCUUGAGCUUUGUUAA
Molecule: messenger RNA, 3341 nt
Organism: Heterocephalus glaber (naked mole-rat)
Lineage: Eukaryota; Metazoa; Chordata; Mammalia; Rodentia; Bathyergidae
Gene: Ckap4
Product: cytoskeleton associated protein 4
Cellular component (GO): rough endoplasmic reticulum
Source: RefSeq, a predicted model, not a curated record